Molecule: messenger RNA, 2517 nt
Organism: Microsporum canis CBS 113480
Lineage: Eukaryota; Fungi; Ascomycota; Eurotiomycetes; Onygenales; Arthrodermataceae
Product: zinc finger transcription factor
Exons: 4
Coding region: 1-2517 (838 amino acids)
Biological process (GO): regulation of transcription by RNA polymerase II
Cellular component (GO): nucleus
Molecular function (GO): RNA polymerase II transcription regulatory region sequence-specific DNA binding; DNA-binding transcription factor activity, RNA polymerase II-specific
Source: RefSeq, a predicted model, not a curated record
AUGUCGUUCGAUCUCUGUUCAAGUCCGCGUCGUCGACCGUUUCUAAAUGCCAACCUCCCCCGUCUCUCAACCGGUCAUUGUGAUGGACGCUCCCCCAGCUCCCACACAACAGUUCGCCAUGCUACGCUGAGGAAGGAAGCUACCUUUCAUGUCUCCGCCUCUCCGUCGUCCGCAGAAAGUGACCCUAUCCUCCACUUUCCUACCUUGCUUCGUCGUUCUCCCACCAGCCCCGACACCCUCCAGGAAGUCAUUACUGCUAGUGAGAGACGAGUCGCAGGCUGGCUCGGCAGCAUUGAGUGUAACUUGGCUGGCCCCGGGAACGAAUCACUAUUGAAGCAGAGCUCGGUCAAAGAUGCUGAGACAAAUACCCAGGCUCCGCGAGGUCUGAACGCUCGCCUCACCUCUGCUAACCUAAUGGAAAUCGACUCUUCGUUUAGGAAUUCAGCGAAAUCUGGCUCCCCCGUAAAGGAGAGAGUCCGUGCCGAGCUCUCUGACAGCGGUGUUGGUUCUUCUAUAGACGAAGAAAAAGGCACAUUAAAGCGGGACCAUACUGGAACUAUCCAGGCUAGUGCUCGUGAAUCACUCAUACCUUCUGGUGCUACCCUCAGCCCCGGGGGUAAAAGGCAGAUCCAGCGUCACAUUCUUAUCCCACUUCUCAAGGAGCAACGCUUGAAAACAUUCCAGUCUCUAGUUAGAUCGGUGCCACAGCGUAUUCAAAGCAACGAGAUCACCUGUCUCCGAGACCUUGAGAAGACACUGUUGUACUUGGCUCCCCAACAUACCAUUUCAAGGUCAUCAUACCUCAGCUUCUGUGAAUUUACCAUUCAGUGUGUACACACCACUGUCGGAUAUCUCAACGACCGCGACCAGCGUCGUCCUGCAGACCGUCCUUAUACCAACGGAUAUUUCCUUGAUCUUGUUGAACAAAUUCGCCAGUACGCUGCUAUGAUCAGGACGGCCCGGGAAAGCCGUUCUGCUACCUCUACCCGUGACGACCUUGGCUAUUCUUCUGGUGAGGAACUUGUCCUCGAAGGCGGCCUUGCAAGCACCGGCCGUCCAGCCGAACUUGUCAGGAAAAAGAAAGGCCAGGCCAUCUCUUUGAAAACUGGGGAACCAUUCGUGGAACAAAAACCAGUCAUCCCAAGCUUGAAGCGCGCUUCUAGUAUGGAGAACCAGGAUAGCGUCAUGCGCUCUAUGGCGCGACGCAAGAAGGAUGCUCCACCAAUGAAUAUCAACGAGAAAUGCAAGCAUUGUGAUAAAGUUUUCCGUCGCCCCUGUGAUCUUACUAAGCAUGAGAAGGUCCAUACCCGACCAUGGAAGUGUCUCGAUACCAAAUGCAAGUAUUAUCAACUUGGAUGGCCGACUGAGAAAGAGAGAGACCGUCAUAUGAAUGACAGACACACCAAGUCCCCAAAGAAAUAUAAAUGUCUCUACCCAGGGUGUACCUAUGACACCAAGCGUCAGAGUAACUGUAAGCAGCACAUGGAAAAGCUCCAUGGCUACAAAUAUAUUCGAUCGAAGAACAAUAGCAAGGCUAGUCACCAACUAUCCCCUCAGUCAACGCCGAUGACGACAAAUAUCAAUAGCCCACAGGCACCCUCUAUUGAUAUCCCCACCCCUCUAAGCGCGACAGCCAUGUCUCCAUACUUGUCUCCGUAUGAACGGCUGUCUUCCCCUUACGAGCAGCCCGUAUCUAGUGGAACUCCAAGCAUCAGUGGCCAGAGACCUGUCGCUUAUGCUCCAAGCCCUGGUGCUUAUCCUAUUCAGAGUCCCGGUAUCUGUGCACCGAGUGAAAUUGGACAGCAGAAUACUACUCCUGAUGACUUCAUGCUCUUCCCUGACUCUACAUCUCUCAAUGAAUACAACACAUGCCACGAUGAAUUCAAUGCAUUCUAUGCAGACCUGCAAGCUGGAGACCCUUACGAUGGUCUACCACAGCUUGACAUGAACCUCCCCUCUGCUUCAUCAACUCCAGUUGGUAACCUGACCACUGGGUUUCAGCCCCAGUCACCACCCGAUCUCAUUGGAAGUAAUGCGGACCUAGAUUUUCACUUUGAUGUCACCGAAAAUGAGUACACGUCCAUGAAUGUCCAGCUUCUCAGCCCAGCGCAAUCAAUUGAAGCGCAGGCCAUGAAAUGCAACUCUGAGCCUGAAAACCUCUGUCUCCCACUCCCUGCCUUAGAGCAGAAUUCUAACAUAUCUCCAGCCGGGCACGGUAAUGUCAUGCUCUACUCCCCCGCAUCAUAUGAUGGCGACGAGGGUUUCGACGAUGGCUUUGAUUGUAUGAAAAUGGAUAUGGGUAAACAACUUGGUGACUUCACUCUCUUUGGUGGCCAUAAAGACAACAUGUGCUCUUCUGGCCUCCUUGGAAAUAACUCCGAGACUUGGAGUAUUUCUAGCAUGUUCCCUCCUCUAGGCACGUUGAAUGACCAGUUGAAUAAUGCCGAUUGGCCCCAACAGUUGGGUUCUAGAGAUAUGGACAUCGACUCGAUCAUGGAAAUGGAUGAUUCAUUCUAA